UUAGCUUACUUAUCAGUUCACUUAAUCUGCUUACACAAAUGGCAGGAGGAGCAGGAAUAGUGAAGAGGAUGAAGUUGGGUUCACAAGGCCUCGAGGUGUCGGCUCAAGGCCUUGGCUGCAUGGGCAUGUCCGCCUUCUACGGCGCUCCAAAGCCCGACCAAGACAUGAUCAGUCUCAUCCACCAUGCCAUUAACAGCGGGGUCACCUUCCUUGAUACCUCUGACAUCUACGGUCCCUUCACCAACGAAAUCCUUCUUGGCAAGGCUCUCAAGGGAGGGGUACGAGACAAGGUUGAAUUGGCCACCAAGUUUGGUCUCAGAUUUGUGGAGAACAAGAUGGAGGUGGGGAAAAACAUGGAGGUGCAAGGUGACCCUGCUUAUGUGAGAGCUGCUCUCGAGAGUAGCUUGAAGCGCCUUGGUGUUGAUUCUAUUGAUCUCUAUUAUCAGCAUCGCAUUGACACCUCCGUCCCCGUUGAAGUCACGGUUGGGGAACUGAAGAAAUUAGUUGAAGAGGGUAAGGUAAAGUACAUUGGUCUAUCUGAGGCUUCAGCUUCAACGAUAAGAAGAGCCCAUGCUGUUCAUCCUAUAACAGCUGUGCAGUUGGAGUGGUCCUUGUGGUCAAGAGAUGUCGAGCAAGAAAUAAUUCCUACUUGUCGGGAGCUUGGAAUUGGCAUUGUUGCGUAUAGUCCUUUAGGAAGAGGAUUCUUCGCAUCAGGUGCUAAGUUUGUCGAAAACCUUGCCCACGGUGAUUCCCGAAAGAAUCUACCGAGGUUCCAACCCGAAAAUGUAGAGCACAACAAAACACUAUUCGAGCGAGUUAGUGAUCUUGCUGCAAGGAAAGGGUGCACACCAUCUCAGCUAGCAUUGGCCUGGGUUCAUCACCAAGGAAAUGAUGUGUGUCCUAUCCCCGGAACCACCAAGAUUGCGAACUUUGACCAGAAUAUCGCAGCUCUGUCUGUUAAACUGACACCGGAAGAGUUGGCUGAGCUUGAAUCUUAUGCUUCAGUAGAUGCCGUUAAAGGUGAAAGAUAUCCGAACUAUUAUAGCACUUGGUCGAACUCCGAAACUCCGCCACUGUCUUCGUCAAACUUCUAAAAAGCAUCAGGAACUAGUUGAGCGGUGGGCAGCAGGGAUCAGGAUCCUCUCCAUCUGCUCAGGAGAGGAUCCUGGUCCGGGCAGCAGCAUUGCACCUACUAUUCUAGGCAGGGGCCUAGUCGAGUUUUUUUUGUCUUAAUUAAAUAUAUCAUAUAACAAUAAAAACAUUACUCACAUAGUUCUACUUAAUAUAUAUAUAUAUAUAUAUAUAUAUAGAAAAUGUUAUAAAUAAGAUUUAUCAUGUAAUUGUUCACAUUCCAGAUCAAUAUGUAAUAUCUCAAUAGUUGAACACAUUUCUACGUAAA
Molecule: messenger RNA, 1399 nt
Organism: Malus domestica (apple)
Lineage: Eukaryota; Viridiplantae; Streptophyta; Magnoliopsida; Rosales; Rosaceae
Source: RefSeq, a predicted model, not a curated record